GCAUGCGUUAUAGCAAAAUCUUUGUUUUUAUUUUUUAAAUUGACUGGUGGUGUUAACUGUGUGACGUUUCACAUUAAGUAACGCCCACACAAUGUAUGUAAUUGAUUUGUGGUAUCUUAGCUUUAUAAUGUGUCCUGUGAGAGGUGGUUUAUCAUUUAAUUUUGAAUUAACGUUGAUGUUUUAAAAGUUCGUCAUUAUCUUUUUGGCCAAAAUAAGUUUUUUUCUCUCUUAUUUCUUUGGACUUGUUUUUUGAGCGAGAGUGAGCACCUAAUUAAGUAAUAUCCUCUUCAACAUGUUCACAGCAGAUAACACAAAACAUUAGAAUGUUCUGUAAUUAAAAGUUGAAUAAGGUAAUUAUUUCUUAAUUGGAUUGCUUCAGCUUAAUUAGUUUAAGAUUUUCAGAAGAGACACUGUGAUAGUUUAAAUGUUGUUUUCUGUUGAGACUAGAAACUUUGACCACUGAAGCUAUAACAAAAAGGCGAGAUGCAUACGAGAAAAGUUGGCUGUUGUUGUUGUUGUUUUUGUUGUUGUUGUUGUUGUUUUUAUCUCAUAUCAAGAAAGGAUAGGUUUAUUUAACAACAGUUUUUAUGGAAACUUAAUGUAAUAAAAAAUUUAAGUACAUUCGAAUCGUGUUUUAGGGAGGAUUGUAAGUUUGUUAAAAAUUAUGAUUUCCUAGUAUUUUGAAAUAUUACUUUUUUUGGCACAUUUCACUGCAAUGUUUUAUUAAUUUUGUUUAUUUUUAUAAUACCUUUAACCACAUUUGAUUUCGUUUUAAUUGCAACAAAGUUGUUUCGCUUUUGCAUUGGAGAAAUUUCCAAGAAGAUGUUGGAUUACACGUCCCCAUUCUACCACGUAGUUUCGUUUUCACUUUUCAUCUUGUUUACAAUUGAUAGGUAUAUUAAAUAAAUAAACAUAUAAGCGUGCAUAUAUAUAAGAGAAAUCUAAAACAUAACAGACUUGAUGAAGUACGACAGUAUGAUCGAGCAAAAAGAAAAGUCGAAUGGAUUUGGCUCGAUUACUAGUUUUGUUCGUCGAUCAUUUCGACGUUCAGGUCGUAGUAAUACAUUUCGGGCUAGCUUUGAGAAAAGUUCUUCCCCGAAGCCUAUUAUGCCAAGAAGAAAUUUUGAAAUUACUUAUGAAUCUAAUGUGACAGAGAAACAUUGUUACGAAGAUGUUCAACCAGUGUGGAAAUCAUACUUAUACCAAGUCCAGUUAAAAGCUCCCAAGCCACAAAGAGUAGUAUGCACUCAAUCCUCGGUGAACAAACCAUACUACUAUGGAAAAGAAUGUCAUGGCCCAAUACCGCGCGAGCAAGCUGAACAGUUAGUAAUGGCGAGUGAAGGAAAUUACUUAACUCGGGAAAGUACAAGACAACCUGGGACAUACGCACUCACUUUUAGAUUUAACAACAUGGCACGAAAUUAUCGUUUAUAUUACGAUCAAGAAGAAAAAAUGCAUUAUGUUGGUGAGAAACGAUUCGAGACUAUCCACGACUUAGUGGCUGAUGGACUCAUUACUUUAUACGUGGAUUACAAUGCUAAAGAUUAUAUAGAACAUAUGAACUUAGAUGUUCAACCAUCUAAUGAGAUACCACAUGUCGAUCAAGAAGAUACUAAAAAACCGCAAGAGACAUCUCGAAGCCCGACACGACCUAUUCAAAAUUCAUUCAAAGCAUCUGAAUGCGAAAAAGCUCACAACUUUAAGACUCACUCGUAUUACGGACCACAUUGGUGUCACUACUGUCGAAAUUUCAUGUGGGGUUUGAAAGCACAAGGUGUACGCUGUCAAGAUUGUCUAUAUGAUUGUCACAAACAGUGUAGUACAUUGGUUCCCCUCGAUUGCAGUCCCGACAAAAAACUCGUCAAACGAGUUUUCGGCGUCGAUUUAACGACUUUAAUUAAAGCGCAUGAUCUACGACGACCUGCGAUUGUCGACCGCUGUAUAAGUGAGAUUGAAAAGCGAGGACUUGAUAUUGAAGGCUUGUAUCGUGUUCCUGGUUUCGCAGACGAUAUAACUUCGUUACAGAAUGCUAUCGAUAAAGACGGCGUGGUACCCGACAUUAGCCCAUCGGCUUUCGAAGACGUCAACGUCAUCUGUGGUUUGUUGAAAUCAUAUUUUCGAUCUCUACCGAUACCUGUCAUCACAUUCGAUUUGUAUGAUCGAUUCGUAGAAGCAGUGAAAAUGGAAGAUCGUCUCGACAUUAUAAAAUCAUUGGCUAGUGUGCUAAAAUGUUUACCGGCCGCGCAUUAUGAAACACUAAAAUAUUUUUGCAGACAUUUGCAAAGACUGACAAAAUUUCAAGAUAAAAAUUUAAUGAAUUCGGAAAAUUUGGGCAUCGUGUUCGGGCCUACUUUGAUGCGCGCACCCGAUCAUAUGUCGUUUGAAGCUGUGGGGUAUAUUCCAUACCAGAAGAAAAUUGUACAGAUACUUAUCGAGGAACAAGACCUGCUGUUCGAAAAGUGACAGAAACUAUUCGGUCAACUUUCAACUUGAAUAAUCAAGAUCGCUUUUAAUGCAUCUUCGUUGAUUCCUCUUCAUGGAUUAACCUCGAUUGGUUUACAAAAAAGAAUAAUAAACAUUGUGUUUCAAUGAAAUUAACCUGGAUAAACGAGACAAAACUGAGAUUUAAUAAUGUUUAUUUCACAGUGAAAAUAGACAAAAAAAAAUCGAAGCUGUAAUUUAUUGAAUACGUAUUGUUAAAAAAUGUUUUUGUUUGUUUGUUUGUUUGUUUGUUUGUUUGUUUGUUUGUGUUUAGGAAUGUUCUCUUAUUACCGAUGUUUAUAUGUAUAUAUUAUGUUAAAAUCGAUAUAUUUUCAAUCCAAUAUUUCUUUUGUGAUGAUUUUUCUCUGUUACGAUAUUCGGAAUUACAUUCUACUUUUCUGGAAAUGUUUUUUCUUUUUCUUUUCUCUGAUUUUACUUUAUAUCUUUUUCAUUUUUUAUUUAAAAUUACUAUAUGAAUAUUUUUUUACUUUACUUAAAACUGUAAAUAUGCAUUCUAUCAAAUAGCCAAUCAGAGAAGAAUAUAUAAUUUAAUAAA
Messenger RNA from Hydractinia symbiolongicarpus, 3037 nucleotides. RefSeq names its product N-chimaerin-like. The transcript has 13 exons. The record is from RefSeq and is a predicted model, not a curated record. Gene Ontology annotation, molecular function: GTPase activator activity. Gene Ontology annotation, biological process: signal transduction; regulation of GTPase activity. The coding region runs from base 961 to 2463 and encodes 500 amino acids. Lineage: Eukaryota; Metazoa; Cnidaria; Hydrozoa; Anthoathecata; Hydractiniidae.